Messenger RNA from Tachysurus vachellii, 2949 nucleotides. RefSeq names its product pellino E3 ubiquitin protein ligase 1a (gene peli1a). Gene Ontology annotation, molecular function: protein binding; ubiquitin protein ligase activity. The record is from RefSeq and is a predicted model, not a curated record. Gene Ontology annotation, biological process: regulation of Toll signaling pathway; protein K48-linked ubiquitination. The transcript has 7 exons. Bases 320 to 1600 code for a protein of 426 amino acids. Lineage: Eukaryota; Metazoa; Chordata; Actinopteri; Siluriformes; Bagridae.
ACGCGCAUGUCUGUAAAUGUGUAGGUGUGUGUGUGUGUGUGUGUGUGUGUGCGUGCGUGUGUUUGUGCGUGUGUGUGUAAAGGAGAGAGAGAGAGAGAGAGAGAGAGAGAGAGAGAGAGAGAGAGAGAGAGAGAGAGAGAAAGAGGCUGGCUACCUGAACUGGUUUAGUGUGUGUCCACGCACGCGUGUGUGUGUCGGUGUGUCGGGACAGAAGCUGGAGCUGUGUGUAUCUGAGGUCAGAGAGAAGACGAGCUCCAGCUGUAACAGUUGGUGAGCUGUGACUACCGAGCAAUGAGAACACACUGACACACUGGGAAAGAUGCUCAGCUUGGAGGAGGAGCCCAUCAAAUACGGAGAACUCGUCGUCCUCGGGUGUAAUGGCUCGUUCCCAGGAGGCAGAAGGAAGAGUCGCUUCAGUCUCUACAGACGAAACAAAGCUAAUGGGGUCAAACCAGGAACCGUUCAUCUCCCCUGCAGUCCAGAGGCAGCCAAGGUGAUCAGUAAUAACAAUCAGCACAGCGUCUCUUACACACUGUCAAGCGCUGAGACAGUGGUGGUGGAGUACACAGACGACAAUGAGACUGACAUGUUUCAGAUCGGUAGAUGCAGUGAGAGCCAAAUUGACAUUGUGGUGGCAAACCCACUGGGCCAUAGUAAAGGACACUCUGGUUCCUUCCAGAGCACCAUCUCUCGGUUUGCGUGUCGGAUUGUGUGUGAGCGUUCUCCACCCUACACUGCCCGAGUGUACGCUGCCGGCUUCGACUGCUCCAGGAACAUCUUUCUCGGAGAGAAGGCGGCUAAGUGGCGUUCACUCGGUGGUCAGAUGGACGGUUUGACCACUAAUGGCAUUCUGGUUAUGCGGCCGAAAGGCGAGUUUACUGGCUCGUGUGAGCCUGGAGUGUGGAGAGAGAUCUCCGUCUGUGGCAACGUUCACACACUCCGAAUGACCAGAGCUGCUCAGAGCAAGGGCCAGCAGGUGAUGGAUGAGUCUCAGGUGCUGUUGGACGGAUCUCUGAUUGAUCUGUGUGGUGUGACCCUGCUCUGGCGCUCUGCAGCGGCGCUCUCGCGCUCUCCUGGACCAGAACACUUGGAGGAGCUGAGGGUGAAGCUGAAUGCUGCACGUCCACAUUGUCCUGUCCUGCUGCACACUCUGGCCUUCCCCAGUCUGGACAAACCUGAAUGCCAUCAGCCGCAGCAACCCUGGGCCUACCUGUGCUGCGGCCACGUGCACGGCUUCCACCCGUGGCGGGGCAGAGGGAGAGAAGAGCACGAGGAAGAGAAGGAGGAGAAUGAAGAGGAUUUUGUGAAGGGAGCAAGGGAAAGUGACAAGGACAGGGAGUGCCCUCUGUGUCGGGCUCGAGGCCUGUAUGUGGCGUUGACGCUGGGUCGUGAGUCACGGCUCUGUGUGGACACAGGCCCUCCAUCUUAUGCCUUUGUGCCAUGUGGUCACGUCUGCUCAGAGGCCACUGUAGUGUACUGGAGUAAAACUCCGCUGCCCUGUGGUGCCAGUUCUUUUUACCCAGCUUGCCCCUUCUGCAUGAAGCAGCUAGCACGAGACAGACCCUACGUCAGGCUCAUCUUUCAGGGAGCGCCAGACUGAGCGCCCAUGUAUGUGAUAUGAAUUUGGACAGCUUUCUUCACUGCCUGACCAACUGCUGCUCAAAUCUGAAUGGUAUUGCUCUCACUGCUUCUCUGGCCCUGUCUUAUUUUCCUUCCCGUCUUCCCUCUCUCUCACCACGCUGCCAGAAACUCCCAAUGCUCUUGUGAUGCUCUCAAUGUCUUGAAAUCAGUGAUGUUGGCUCAUGAAGCCUUGCAUCCACUUGUGUAUCUCACAGUCCUUCAGGAAGUCAUAAACCCGUGACAUGAAACAGCACUUUCCAUUCCAAAAGACAACAUUAAGGUGUCGCUGCUGUAGACAGACUGCACUGUUAGCACAGGCGUGUGUAAAUGUUUAUUUAUCUAUCAAUAUAAAUAUAAGUAAGCGACCAAGUAUUUAUCUACUGACCAAUCCCAAGUCCUGCCAAGCUACACAUGGUCCAGCUUCUGAAAAAUUAGCGAGAUGAACCCUGCUGAUGUCAUCCAUACAAAAUGACCCUUGAGGUUCAGAAACUUGAGGUUUAUCAUGUCUUAGAGUGAUAAAAGCUAACAGCUAAUCAAGCUAGCCAUUGGACUAUUUAUUUGUGACAAUCUUAAUGUAAGAUUAGCCUUCUAUUUUGCGAUACGAUUAUAGUUAGCUGGCUAAUUGGAGUUACUCCAAUGUAAUGUUAGCUAGCUAAACUCUCAGUCUGAUUGUUGCUGCUCUCUUGCUAACAUCCUUCUUCUAUUUCAGCUAACAUUUUAAUCACUAGGUUGUAUCUGUCCAAGGGAAAUUAUGGAUGAGUUAUGGAUGAAAUUAAUGAUGGAUAGCAGAGCCGCCAAUCACAUAAGCAAGGGCUUACAAUUGGUCAAAUGUGUAUAUAUAUAUAAAUAAAAUAAAUAAAUUUUGUUUGGACUCACUAAAACAUUCAGCACUGAGUGAUAUACAGGUACAAAUUACAGCCACAUGGUAAGGCUUUGACUGUUAAAGUGAAAAAAUGCUGAUGAAGGGGUGUGUCGAGUGAAAUGUACAGUUUCUUAAAUCUUCUGUGGCAUUUACUCAAGCUGUACAGACACUUUAGUAGACCUGGUCAUCACGGUAUUGUGUUUUGUUCAUUACUACACUCUAUAAAAGGCACUUACUGCUUAAAAAUUCAACAAUCUGUACCUUUGGUGCUUGGACCCUGUCAUCGCUGCUUGCAAUUAUCUUAUUUCGUCGUUUUUGUUGUAGUUUUUUUUCUUUCAUUCCAAAGUAUGACAUGACGCUGAACUUUUUUAUGUUUAAUAUUAACCAUGCUGAAACACACUACAGCGUAACUAUUUUACAUUUUUGACUCUGGGGCAUUUUUUAAAAAUAAAGUUUAAUGGUAAAAA